Messenger RNA from Penicillium subrubescens, 1791 nucleotides. RefSeq lists its product as uncharacterized. The transcript has 5 exons. The record is from RefSeq and is a predicted model, not a curated record. Lineage: Eukaryota; Fungi; Ascomycota; Eurotiomycetes; Eurotiales; Aspergillaceae. Gene Ontology annotation, molecular function: sequence-specific DNA binding; DNA-binding transcription factor activity, RNA polymerase II-specific; zinc ion binding. Gene Ontology annotation, biological process: DNA-templated transcription; positive regulation of transcription by RNA polymerase II. The coding region runs from base 1 to 1791 and encodes 596 amino acids.
AUGAGAGCCGGAAGUAGCGUUACGAGAAGCAGCUCACCAGGCUCAACUCCACGAGCCCGUGGUCAAGCGUGUGAGAGAUGCUGGAAGCGAAAACAAAAGUGCGAUCGAAAAUUACCCGAAUGUGCAGCGUGCGUAGGGGUCGGCGUGCGAUGUGUUCGUCGGAAGUUCCCCAUUGAGCCAAUCACGAAGAACGGCGGCAGUCUCUCCCACGCUGCGGUUCCCAGUUACGUAGAGACAUUGAAAAGAAAGCGCGAUGACUUGGAGGCUCGCAUACGCUGCCAACGACCACGUCCAAAUAGCAAUGCACCUACGGAGCAUAUGUAUAUCGGUCAAGAUGCAUCUUCAGAGGGGGAUCAAAAUGCCACGGAACACACUGUCCAGGCAGCGAUGAGUGAGAUUCGAUUUCUAUCCAGGAGUGCGAUGGCAGAGCCUCGGGACGAGACUGGUGGACUCUCUCAGGAGCUUUCGAUUGGGCGUAUGCUACGGUCAACGCUGUCUCUCAGCGGAGCCAAUCCAGCGCACUCAGUCAUAGAUCCAUAUGGACAGAGUGUAACGGCGAUGGUUGACUCGUCGAUGACGUCGAACAGAUUGCUGGCUCUACCGUUCAUUACUCGCUUUGUCGAGACAAUAGGAGUGCAGUUCCUUCACAUCAAUCCAAACGAAACCUUGGAUGAUUUUGAGACAUUGUACAAGACAUCAGACGAUGCCAACAGUCAUGUGGACUGCCUCUCGCCCGUCAAAAGAUUCAAUCUAUACUUGUCUCUGGCCACUGGCGCGCUACUUUCUCCUGGAUCGGGCAGUCUCCAAGGGCUGGCCAGUAACUAUCAUGCUACUUCCAUGAAGCUCUUCCCCGGAAUACUCGAUAACGGAACAAGACUAGAUAUUCUUCAAUGCAUGCUAUCACUCAUCAUAUACUCAAUGCACAGCGCCCUUGGUGGGUCUGCAUGGCACUUGAUGGGGCUAGCCAUGAAGAAGGCAAUCGCUUUCAGAUUCCAUAAAGACGUGGACGCUGAUACUCAAAUAUCGCCUGAGAUGUUGAAAACUAGACGGAAUGUCUUUUGGACCCUUUAUAGCCUUGAUCGAACCAUCAGCACGAUAAUGGAUCGGCCAUUCAGCAUUGAAGAUGAAGACAUAGCAGUUUUGAGCCCCGAAGAAUAUCACAACGCCGCCUCGUCCCAGGAUUCUGACCUCGCUCUUCAUCUUGUCUCGCAUGCAAGAUUCAUGUCAAACAUCAGAGAUUCCCCUUCCAAGAGUGUCUUAUACCAUUAUAGUAACUUGUGUUAUUGGAAGGACUGCGCUGCUGGGCGUGAUCCCGCCGCCAAAUAUCCGGCAGUCCAUAUCAUGCGUCUCUCAUGCCGGGCGAUGAUCGAAAUUCUAAAAAUCAAAGGCUCGGUAACUGUUGAACCCAAUCUAGUUCGCAGUGCCAGCAGCAUUGAAAAUGAUUUCAUCAAGGGUUGUGUGGACUAUAUCGAGGAAGAAUAUCAAAGGUCCGACCGUGGUGAAUUAGGAGGCUUUGUGGAAGCCUAUGACAUUUUCAACGCGGGGGUGGUCAUAGUUUGUUUGGCUGCAGGAAAGCCAUCAUUCCCUCUACGCGAUGCCAAUAUUGUGAACAAGUGUACUGCUUUACUUACACUUCUUGGGGAACGAUUUUCCGGCCUGCGUGUCUUCCGCCGUGUGCUUUGGGCCCUCUCGGGUUUGGUUCGAGGCGAGUCGGUGAAUGACCCGAUCAUCCGUGAACUUCCCCCGGUAAUACCUGGCGGGAUUCGAGAGUUGAUCUCCGGAUUCAUGUGA